AUGCUACUUCAGCACUUUACUCAUGGUUAAUUCUACCUAGCAUUUUUAUUGUAUAUAUCCCAAUCCUAUGUUGAUGACUAAGAAUUAUUAAGAAUAAACAAUGAAGCCGUGGAAAAUAAAUUUGAUAAUGUAGAAUAGGUUAGAGUUUCAUUGGAGAUUGAUUAGAGACUAGUCAAUGUAUUAGUUAUUGUUAUUUCACUGAGAAAUGGAUCAAAAUUCAUUAACCAACCAACAUUUUUUUCAAAAAUUGUUGUUUUCAGGUCUUCAUUAGUCAAUAUUUAUAUUGAACCGACAUACAGAACUUAUGAUGAAUCCAUCCAACCAUUUAUAAUUAUAUUAUCUGUACUCGAUGAGUAGUAAUUGAUAUCUUUAAAGAGUUAUUUUGAUGCAGAAAAUUGA
Messenger RNA from Stylonychia lemnae, 399 nucleotides. The record is from the annotation of a GenBank genome assembly. Lineage: Eukaryota; Ciliophora; Spirotrichea; Sporadotrichida; Oxytrichidae.